Messenger RNA from Aspergillus clavatus NRRL 1, 3288 nucleotides. RefSeq names its product nuclear import receptor PSE1. The transcript is spliced from 5 exons. Gene Ontology annotation, cellular component: cytoplasm; nucleus. The coding region runs from base 1 to 3288 and encodes 1095 amino acids. Gene Ontology annotation, biological process: protein import into nucleus. Gene Ontology annotation, molecular function: nuclear import signal receptor activity; small GTPase binding. The record is from RefSeq and is a predicted model, not a curated record. Lineage: Eukaryota; Fungi; Ascomycota; Eurotiomycetes; Eurotiales; Aspergillaceae.
AUGUCCUUGCUACCUCCCGAGGUCCACUCCGCGCUGUCUCAGCUGUUGCGCGCGCUGACCACCCCCGAUAACGCGGUCCGAACCCAGGCGGAAGAGCAGUUGAAUAAUGACUGGAUCCAAACCCGUCCGGAUGUCCUCUUGAUGGGUUUGGCGGAGCAGAUUCAGGGUGCAGAGGAUACGGUUGCGCGUACAUUCGCUGCGGUGCUCUUCAGAAGAAUCGCAACCAAGACACGAAAAGAUCCCGUCACAAACGAGGCCAAGGAACUUUUUUCGACACUCUCCGGCGAGCAAAGGCUGGUUAUUCGGCAGAAGUUGGUCACCUGCCUGACGACCGAGUCCGUCACAGAUGUCCGGAAGAAGAUCGGUGAUGCCGUCGCUGAGAUCGCCAGACAAUACACUGAUAACGGUGAUCAAUGGCCCGAGCUUCUCGGUGUGCUAUUCCAGGCCAGCCAGUCUCCCGAUGCAGGCUUGCGCGAGGCAGCCUUCCGCAUUUUCUCCACCACUCCCGGUAUCAUUGAGAAGAACCACGAGGAUGCCGUGUCGGGUGUGUUCAGCAAGGGCUUCAAGGACGAUGUCGUCUCUGUUCGCAUCGCCGCCAUGGAGGCCUUCGCUUCAUUCUUCCGCUCCAUCUCCAAGAAGUCUCAAUCCAAGUUCUUCGGACUCAUGCCCGAUCUCCUCAACAUUCUACCUCCUCUGAAGGAGUCGUCCGAGAGCGACGAGCUCUCGUCUGCCUUCUUGGCCCUCAUCGAACUUGCCGAGAUCAACCCCAAAAUGUUCAAGGCCAUGUUCAACAAUCUGGUCAAAUUCAGUAUCAGCGUGAUCGCCGACAAGGAUCUCAGCGACCAGGUGCGCCAGAACGCCCUGGAGCUGAUGGCUACAUUUGCCGACUACGCCCCCUCCAUUUGCAAGAAGGAUCCUGAGUUCGCUCAAGAGAUGGUCACCCAAUGUCUGAGUCUGAUGACGGACAUUGGAGUGGAUGAUGACGAUGCUGCUGAGUGGAACGCGUCCGAGGAUCUAGAUCUUGAGGAGAGCGAUCUCAACCACGUUGCGGGUGAGCAGUGCAUGGACCGUCUCGCCAACAAGCUCGGCGGGCAGAUCAUCCUUCCCGCCACUUUUGCCUGGAUCCCCCGCAUGAUGUCUUCGUCGGCCUGGCGCGAUCGCCAUGCCGCGCUCAUGGCCGUCUCCGCCAUCUCCGAGGGUUGCCGUGAUCUGAUGGUCGGCGAGCUCGACCAGGUGCUGGCUCUUGUUGUGCCGGCUCUCCAGGAUCCCCACCCUCGUGUGCGCUACGCCGGCUGCAACGCCCUCGGCCAGAUGAGCACCGAUUUCGCUGGCACAAUGCAAGAGAAGUACCACGCCGUUGUGCUGAACAACAUCAUCCCGGUGCUGGAUAACGCCGAACCCCGAGUUCAGGCCCACGCUGCCGCCGCGUUGGUGAACUUCUGCGAAGAAGCGGAGAAGAUUGUCCUCGAGCCGUACCUCGCCGACCUUCUGCGACACCUUCUGCAGCUCCUGCGCAGCGACAAGCGCUAUGUGCAGGAACAGGCGCUCUCCACUAUUGCCACAAUUGCCGAUUCCGCGGAGAACGCGUUCGACCAGUUCUACGAUACCCUGAUGCCAUUGCUCUUCAACGUCCUGAAGGAGGAGCAGUCCAAGGAGUACCGACUCCUGCGUGCCAAGGCUAUGGAGUGCGCUACUCUCAUCGCGCUAGCGGUGGGCAAGGAGAAGAUGGGACAGGAUGCACUGAACCUUGUGCAGCUGCUUGGCAACAUUCAGCAGAACAUUGUCGAUGCGGAUGACCCGCAGUCGCAGUAUCUGCUCCACUGCUGGGGCCGUAUGUGCCGGGUGCUUGGUCAGGACUUUGUCCCUUAUCUGCCGGGUGUCAUGCCCCCUCUCCUGACGGUCGCCGCUGCCAAGGCCGACAUCCAGCUGCUGGAUGAUGAGGACCAGAUCGACCAGGUCGAGCAGGAUGAGGGCUGGGAGCUGGUCCCUCUGAAGGGCAAGAUCAUCGGUAUCAAGACCAGCGCCCUGGAGGACAAGAACACCGCCAUCGAGCUGAUUACCAUUUAUGCUCAGAUUCUGGAAGCUGCCUUCGAGCCCUAUGUGCUGGAGACGAUGGAGAAGAUUGCCGUGCCCGGUCUUGCCUUCUUCUUCCACGACCCCGUGCGAGUUUCGUCAGCUAAGCUCAUCCCUCAGCUGCUCAAUUCUUACAAGAAGGCACACGGCGUGCAGUCGCCAGGAUUCGCGGCCAUGUGGAACAAGGUUGCUGAGAAGAUCAUCGAGGUGCUGAGCGCCGAGCCCACCGUGGACACUCUGGCGGAGAUGUACCAGUGCUUCUAUGAAUCCGUUGAGGUGGUCGGCAAGAACUGCCUCAGCCCGCAGCACAUGGAGGCGUUCAUUGAGUCGGCCAAGUCGACGCUGGAGGACUACCAGGUUCGCGUCAAGGCGCGGAUCGAGGAGCGGGCCGACGCGGAAGAGGGCGACGAGGAGAACCUCGACUACGAGUACGCCAUUGAGGAUGACCAGAACCUGCUGAGCGAUAUGAACAAGGCAUUCCACACUAUCUUCAAGAACCAAGGCACGACCUUUCUGCCAUCAUGGCAACGCUUGCUGCCCUUCUACGGUGCAUUCAUCACCAGCCAGGACCCGACGCAGCGGCAAUGGGCUCUCUGCAUCAUGGAUGAUGUGCUGGAGUUCUGCGGCGCCGAGUCGUGGACCUUCAAGGAUCACAUCAUGCAGCCUCUGGCCGCAGGAUUGCGGGAUGAGAACGCUGCCAACCGGCAGGCGGCCGCCUACGGCGUCGGUGUUGCUGCUCAAAAGGGCGGCCCUGCCUGGAGCGACUUCGUUGCUGCCUGCCUCCCCAGCCUGUUCCAGGUAACGCAGAUCAACCAGGCCCGCACGGAGGAGCACGUGUUUGCGACCGAGAACGCCUCGGCCAGUAUCGCCAAGAUCCUGCACUACAAUGCCAGCAAGGUCCCGAACCCACAGGAGGUCGUGGCCAACUGGCUCACCACGCUGCCAAUCACAUACGACGAGGAGGCAGCGCCGUACGCUUAUUCCUUCCUGGCACAGCUGAUUGACCAGCAAAACCCGGUGGUGAUGUCUAAUGCCGACAAGGUGUUCGGAUACAUUGUGCAGGCCCUGGAGGCCGAGACGCUACAGGGCCAGACCGCAGGACGUGUGGCCAACUCGGCGAAGCAGCUGGUGGCCACCACAGGGUUGAAUGCAGACCAGAUCCUGGCGGGCGUGAAUCCGGACAACCAGGCGGCGGUGCGAAGCUAUUUCCAGUAA